AAUAAGGUAUAGGCGGCAACAAUUCUUUAUUCUGCGUAGGCUGCAACAGGUCUCGUAUGUAAGUAAAAGGGAUAUAAUAAAGAAUUACCUGAAAAACACAUGUGAAGCGAGGUUUUUAGGCCGCCAUAUUGUCUGUACGCGUAACCGUAAAAGUCACGUGAUUCCCUACCGUGGUAAUGAAAUAUUCAAAUAUUGACAUCGUAAAAAGCAACAUUACAAUUUUUAUAAAUUGAAUUAAUGACGUAUCCCCAUGGAUAAGUCAUUGAAUUAAGGGAUGUUUUUCCUUUUAUUCAAAGUGUUAAGUGUUGCUAUUUUAUGAUAAAUAAAUCAUACAUGAUAUUUGAAAUGACACUUUUUUAAAUUAUCUGGUUGUUUGUACGUUAUGAGACCUAUUCUAUUCUUUUUUAUCUUAUUUAUCAUAAACAGCUUCUCCCAGAAUCACGUGACUACACGUUGUAUGUUAUCGUUAUAAAAUCUAUUAAUAGUAACAAAUGGCUGAUAAGAAAAUCAUACAGGUAACCUGUGAAUGGUUUGCAGCUGAUAAAAGUGCAAAUCAAAGUUAUUCCCUGCGGUCUGGAGACCGCAGGGUACUGGUACGCGUUUAACUUUUGAGGCAUGGAGGAGCACGUGAUCUGUUUUCGGUACAUGGAGGAGCAUGUGAUCUGUAAACUGUACAUGAUUGGUUAAUCGACCUUUUCGAAAACCCAGCUAAAUACCGUUUGCCGGUACGUUACGGAUUUACCUGUAGAGAAUUAGUCCGAAUUAUACCUAAUUGAGAACAAAAAACUAUAACGUGAUAUUUCUAAUUUUCUAUAAUUAUUUUACCGUUUAAGGUGGAAAAACUUGAAUGAUGUGUUUGAAAAUUAUGAAUGUUUCAUUAAUAUCUAUCUCAAAUUUUACAAACAAUAAAUUAUUUAUACUGAAAAUCUACAAAAUUAAAAUAUUCGUAGUGUAUAGAGAUAGAGAUAUUUUCUGCGUAAACUUGUGUGUUUACUUUAUUUAUUUUUUGCUCGGAAUUAUUCAUAAAAUGGUAGGCCUAUUUAAUCAUUUUCUUAAAAAGAAAUAAUUGUUUUAUGUUCGACCUUCUCCGGUCUUCAACGGUCACCAGUUUCCAAAGACCUUCUUUUAUAAUGAUCGAUUAUUGUCAAGUAUAUUCCUGAUACAAACGUUUAUUUAUUCCCCCUCCCCCCAAAUAAUGUUGAAAAUAGUUAAAUGAAAUAUCUUAAUAUCAUUAAAAUGUUCACCGCAGGAAACCAUUUUACUUGUUUUGUGUAUGACAGUAGGGGCCGGAAUCGUAUUGGAUACACAGAGAAAACUAAUAAACUAUCUUUGUGUUGAUAGUUUAUCGCACUGGAAGGCAAUUAAACGUUAACUAUAUAGUAACGACAGGAAUAUUGAUUUCAGCUAAAUAAUUUUUUUUUCGAAAGUGCAUAAGAAUUUUUUUUUUAUGCAGACACCACUUUUAUAGUAGAAUUGCAUUGUUUUAUGCAAUAAUUAAGCAUAUAUAUUUUCAUAGUCUCUUUGCAAAUAUUCGAUGAUCGGUAAUAAUUUGUCGGUAAUGAUCGGAUUCAGUAUGGUACAACGGUAUAUGUAUAAAGUAGAAUUACAAGUAGAAUUAUAAUCAUAUCACUUGCUCUACAGGUGUUAGAUUUUAAGUUAGUUUCAAAUUGAAGACUGUAGGUUCGAUAAAGUGAUUUUUUAUGUUUUCUUUUAUAAUACUUUUUGUAUUUUGUAAAACUUGACCAUUUAUCAAAAUUAUGAAAUAAAAAAGUGCUAGAAAUAAAACACACGAUUUAUCAACUUAUGUUUCAUAAAGUUAAAAGAUAUAAUAAAAAUCAAUUUAUGAAAACUACACACAGGAUUUGUCCAAGAUUCGAACUUGCUCCAACGAAUGUAGGUUACAACUUACCACUAGGCCAUUGAGCAAUAUUUAUUGAUAUAAUUAUACAUGUAAUUAUACUUACAAUGAAAUCGUUAACAUUAAUCAUAAUAAGUUAUGUAAGCUAACGAAACAGCUCCCGAAAAUUAUUGAGUCUCGGGUAAAUAUUGCCAAACAGUACUUCCUUAUUUAAUAAUGAUAACAGUUUCUUGACAAAAUUGCUAAGCAAGUUUGCUUCAAAUAUGAUGUUUUAUUAUAACAUAAUAUGAAUUUAUUGCAUAAAACUCUUUAACAAAGUUUAUAGCAAGAAAGAUAUAAUUGUGGCAAGUACGUGAAAACGUAUUUCUGAAUAAACAUUACUCAACGUAUUGUUCUUCUUUUCUUUAUACUCGAACCAUUAAACUGAUAUUUUCUUUUAUUAUGCUCCCCGAAAAAUUUCGGGGGAGCAUAUAGUCGUCGGUUGUCCGUCCGUCCGUCAGUCCGUACGUACGUCCCGAAUUCGUGUCCGGACCAUAACUUUGUUGUUAUUUGAAGUCGGAUUUUAAAAUUGUUUCACAGAAAUGAUCACCAUAUUGAGACGACGUGUCGCGCGCAACAUUUGGGUCGCUACCUUGAAGGUCAAGGUCACAGCAUGACCUUGCAGCAAAAUCGUGUCCGGUCCAUAACUUCAUUAUUUGAAGUUGGAUUUUAAAAAUAUUUCACAGAAAUGAUCACCAUAUUGAGACGACGUGUCGCGCGCAACAUUUGGGUCGCUACCUUGAAGGUCAAGGUCACAACAUGACCUUGCAGCAAAAUCGUGUCCGGUCCAUAACUUCAUUAUUUGAAGUCGGAUUUUAAAAAAAUAUUUCACAGAAAUGAUCACCAUAUUGAGACGACGUGUCGCGCGCAACAUUUGGGUCGCUACCUUGAAGGUCAAGGUCACAGCAUGACCUUGCAGCAAAAUCGUGUUCAGUCUAUAACUUUGUUAUUUGAAGUUGGAUUUUAAAAAAUUUCACAGAAAUGAUCACCAUAUUGAGACGACAUGUCGCGCGCAACAUUUGGGUCGCUACCUUGAAGGUCAAGGUCACAGCAUGACCUUGCAGCAAAAUCGUGUCCGGUCCAUAACUUUGUUAUUUGAAGUCGGAUUUAAAAAAUAUUCCACAGAAAUGAUCACCAUAUUGAGACGAUGUGUCGCGUGCAACAUGUUGGUCGCUUCCUUGAAGGUCAAGGUCACAGCAAGACCUUGCAGCAAAAUCGUGUCCGGCCCAUAACUUCCCUAUUUGAAGUUAGAUUUAAAAAGUAUUUCACAGAAAUGAUCAUCAUAUUAAGAUAACGUGUCAUGCACAACAUUUAAAUCGCUGCCUUGAAGGUCAAGGUCACAGCAUGACCUUGCAGCAAAAUCGUGUCCGGCCCAUAACUUCCUUAUUUGAAGUCAGAUUUUUAAACUAUUUCACAGAAAUGAUGACCAUAUUAAAAUGGCGUGUCAUGCGCAACAUUUGGCUCGCUAACUUGAAGGUCAAGGUCACAGCAUGACCUUGAAGCAAAAUUGUGUCCGGCACAUAACUUCAUUAUUUGAAGUCGGAUUUUACAACUAUUUCACAGAAAUGAUCACCACAAUGAGACAUUGUAUCGCGCGCAACAUUUGGGUCGCUACCUUGAAGGUCAAGGUCACGGUAUGACCUUGCAGCAAAAUUGUGUCCGGCCCAUAACUUUGUUACUGGAAGUCGGAUUUAACAACUAUUUCACAGAGAUGAUCACCAUAUUGAAUCGACGUGUCGCAUGCAACAUUUAGGUCACUACGUUGAAGGUCAAGGUCACAGCAUGACCUUGCAGCAAAAUAAUGUCAGGCGCAUAACUUUGUUAUUUGAAAUCGGAUUUUACAACUAUUUCACAAAAAUGAUCACCAUAUUUAGACAAUGUGUCGUGCACAAUAUUUGGGUUGUUUUUACACUUUGAACUUUGUCUGUGACAUAACUCUGACACAACAAGAGGUAUACCUUCCUGUGUCCAAAACCUAUUCGGGGAGCAUCACCCGGUUCAACCGGCUCUUGUUUAUUAUGAUGAUGCAAUCAUAUUUCUAUCCGGCGACUUGAUGCUUUAGCAUCAAAAUCUCUACUUGUUUUUAUUUUAUUUGUUAAAAAGUAUGAUUUGUGACCGGAAACUGCUAGGAAACCAGUAAGUUUAUUAUUAAUUGAUAUAAAUUGGAGAGAAAAAUACUUAAAUGAAGUAUUUAGAUGUUAAAUUCAAGUUUCAAUUUUGUUAGCAUCAUCAGCAACAAUAAAUGAGUACUGUAGCCUAAGUUUAUUAUAAAUUGAUAUAAAUUAGAGAAAAAAAUAUUUUAUUGAAGUAUUUAGAUGUUUAAUAAAUUGGUAACUUUUAUAUAAUCAAUUGAUAUAAAUUUCAUCCUUAGUAACAUAUAAACUCACUAAUGGGCCUCACAGAGAGAAGACGCAGCUAUCAGCAGCCAGUGGUCAUAACGAGGCAUUAGCAGCUACGGUCAAGACGUAUAAUUGUUCAUAAUUAAAGUAAAGCCUGUGUAUUUUUCACAAGUUUAAAUUAUUAUAGUGUAAUUAUUUAGGACUAACAAGUGUUUCAUUUGUGGAUAUUAAUUAAGCAGUUAAAAAAAAAAAAAAAAGUGUGAUAAGAGGUAUGUUUCAUUUAUUUGUAUAUAUUUAUUUUAAGUUUAUACUUAAAAUCGUUUAAUUUUUUGUCAAAAAAAAAAACAAAACAAAAAAACCUCGUAUAUGUUUGAUGUCUGAACACCACAGACAAUAUAUACAUUUGUAGUUAUAUAUUUUAUAACAACAAUAUUUAUUAGCCAAUUUUGUCUGAACACUGCUGCCAAAUACGAAAAAAAAAUAUAAAAAAAAUGUCUGAACACCACAGGCAAAACAAGAUACAGUGUUCGUAAUCAUGCUUAUCCAAACACCAUGGAAAAGCAAAAAUUGUCUGAACACCACAGACAAAAGACUCAUUUGUUCGUAAUGAAAUCAUGCUUAUCCAAACACCAUGGAAAAGCUAAAACUGUCUGAACACCAAAGACAAAAGACUCAUUUGUUCGUAAUGAAAUCAUGCUUAUCCAAACACCAUGGAAAAGCUAAAACUGUCUGAACACCACAGACAAAAGAUACAUUUGUUCGUAAUUAUGCUUAUCCAAACACCAUGGAAAAGCUAAAACUGUCUGAACACCACAGACAAAAGAUACAUUUGUUCAUAAUGAAAUCAUGCUUAUCCAAACACCAUGGAAAAGCUAAAACUGUCUGAACACCACAGACAAAAGACUCAUUUGUUCGUAAUUAUGCUUAUCCAAACACCAUGGAAAAGCUAAAACUGUCUGAACACCACAGACAAAAGAUACAUUUGUUCGUAAUUAUGCUUAUCCAAACACCAUGGAAAAGCUAAAACUGUCUGAACACCACAGACAAAAGAUACAUUUGUUCGUAAUGAAAUCAUGCUUAUCCAAACACCAUGGAAAAGCUAAAACUGUCUGAACACCACAGACAAAAGACUCAUUUGUUCGUAAUGAAAUCAUGCUUAUCCAAACACCAUGGAAAAGCUAAAACUGUCUGAACACCACAGACAAAAGACUCAUUUGUUCGUAAUUAUGCUUAUCCAAACACCAUGGAAAAGCUAAAACUGUCUGAACACCACAGACAAAAGAUACAUUUGUUCGUAAUUAUGCUUAUCCAAACACCAUGGAAAAGCUAAAAUGGUCUGAACAUUACAGACAAAUUAUAUAUUGGUUUGCAAUAGGGCGUGUUCAUGCAACAUGACAUACAUAAUAAUAAUAAUAAUAAUAAUAAUAAUAAAAAAAAAUCAGGCGUCUUGCAUAUCACAGAGGGACGAAUUAAUGAUUUAUGUAGAUAUCUAUUUGACGGCGUUAUUUACGCCUGACUGCGAUUAAAUUCUAAUCGUUUAUAUAUGUUUCUUCUUCAUUUUAUUGCUUAAAUGGACUGCUGCUAGAAAUGUUUAAAAAACAUUUUUCAGGAUCAUGGCCGACGAUCAAGAGGUCGGAAACAACCAGUCCAAUAUUCCCAAUAUAUUUGAAAAAUUCGGGACACUUGCAGGAUCUUCUAGUCAGUUAGAAGACAUCCAAAAUGCAAUAAAAGGUUUAACGGAUUCUCUGACUGAAAUGAGGUCUGACGUAAAUUCUUUGAAAAGAACUGCAGUUACCUGCGAAGAAACAUCAACUUCGAAACGUUUUUGCACGAGGGAUGAUUCAGGCUCAGAUCACGAAAGCGUGGGAGAUUUUUUCACCGAAUCUGGGGUCACCCAGGGCAUGGCGACCCUGGUACCUCAGCACAAACGGAAACAUGCGCUCAAUUUACAGGGCAACAUGAAUUUCAAUCUACAGCGACGACGUCAAAAUCACAAUUACAGAACAAAACAGCAGAAAAAGAAUACUUUCCAAUCAAGAGCACAGAAAAAUUAAUAUCCGAAUGUAAUAGGCAGGGUCCUGCAAAAAGUAGAAAUAGAUCAAACAGAUCUACUGUGUUUAGUAGCACCAAUAUGGCCUGCACAGACAUGGUGGCCGACAUUAAUACAACUUAUUGUUGCACCAUGCCUUCUACUUCAGCACCCUCAGGACAUCCUUACGUUGUGCCAUCGACCGGGAAAGAAACACCCAUUAAAAAAGAUGAGGCUGGCGCUUUUUCCCUUAUCAGGAAAGCGCUUGAAGAUAGAGGGAUUUCAAAUGAAGCUCAGCAGAUUAUCAUUAAUUCGUGGCGGAGAACAACCAGGAAACAGUAUCAAACAUAUCUUAAACAAUGGUUUCAUUUCUGUGAAGGGAAACACGAUCCCUUUAAACCCCUUGUAGCAACAGUGAUAGCAUUUUUGUCUCACCUAUAUUCAAAAGGGAUAACCUACAGUGCGAUUGGUAUUGCCAGAUCAGCAAUUUGUGAGUUUGAUAAGAUAACUUCAAACGUAGAUCUCAGCAAUAAUAACCUGAUAUCACGGUUCAUGAAAGGUGUAUUUAACACAAGGCCGGCACUUCCGAGAUAUAAAGAGAUAUGGGAUGUGCGAACAGUUUUAGAUUUUUUAUCAAAAACAGAAAAUGAUACACUAUUAUUUUUGGCUGGAAAAUUAAGCAUGUUGUUUUUAUUGUUGUCAGCUCAGCGGUGUCAAACACUCCAUCUCAUUUGUUUGGAAGACAUUAAUAUUUCAGACGAAAGAUUGAUAAUAAACACUUCACAUUUAUUAAAAACAUCGAAACCUGGUCGGCAUCAGACACCCUUUUUGUUUGACAGUUUUAAAUCAGAUAAACGCUUGUGUAUUGUCAGCGUCAUUAGUGAGUAUUUACAGAGAACGAAAGACCUCAGAAAUACCAAUAAAUUACUGAUAUCAACGGUCAAGCCUCAUGGGGCCGUUUCAAAACAAACAAUUUGGAUUAAGCUAAUUAUGCACAGAGCUGGGGUGCAUAAAUCAUUCAAACCACAUAGUACGCGCGCUGCUGCGUCUUCAAUCACACACAUGCGUGGAGUCCCGUUACAGACGAUAAUUGAAUCAGCGGGAUGGAGCAAUGCUAAGACAUUCGCUAAAUAUUAUGAUAAACCAGUAUCAAAUACCAAUGGAAAAUCUAUGCAGGCUAUCAUAGAUAUUGCUAAUUAGAGUGUAUAAUAAUGGGACAAAAAAGAGAGAAAAAAAAAAAAAAAAAAAAAAAAACUGUAGUGAUAAUAAUAAUUAUAGCUAUAUUUAAUUACUUUCUAUAUAGUUGUGCAUGGCAUUUAUAUUCUGGAAAAAUAUGAAAACAUGUGUUUUUACCGAAUUGCAGAAUCAUAAAGACCUUUAUGUCUUGAAAUUAAAUCGUUGUUCUUCAUAAUAACAUGAAAGAUAAAUAUUUACUAUGGCGUUGGAUGGCACGUAAUGUCCUUUCCAAAAUAUCGCAAAAAGGACUCUAAAAUCUCUGUGGGGCCCAUUAGUGAGUUUAUAUGUAGGAUGAAAUUAAAUGAUUAAGCUAGACUUACCUGUAAGGUGAAGGUUAAUCAUGAUUUCAUCCACAUAAAACUCACUAAGGGCUCACACACCCAACCCGCUACCUCCCCGUUUAAACUGAUAUUUUUGCGAUAUUAAUCGGCAUUACUUACUCUAAAAUAUGACCACUGGCUGCUGAUAGCUGCGUCUUCUCUCUGUGUGAGCCCUUAGUGAGUUUUAUGUGGAUGAAAUCAUGAUUAACCUUCACCUUACAGGUAAGUCUAGCUUAAUCAUUUAA
Ruditapes philippinarum (Manila clam) is the source of this 8066-nucleotide messenger RNA. RefSeq lists its product as uncharacterized. The transcript has 2 exons. Lineage: Eukaryota; Metazoa; Mollusca; Bivalvia; Venerida; Veneridae. The record is from RefSeq and is a predicted model, not a curated record. Gene Ontology annotation, molecular function: DNA binding. The coding region runs from base 6368 to 7465 and encodes 365 amino acids. Gene Ontology annotation, biological process: DNA recombination; DNA integration.